AUGCCCAGACACGAUGAGGAGCAUGGCAGUCGCCGGCGACGAUCGCUGUCGCGAUUGUCGGCAAGUGACUCAGGCGCCCGCAUGACCAAGGACCAGCACAGCGGCAGAAAGCACAGGGACGACCACCAACCGGCUCGGGAGAGGCAUCGAAGAGACCGAUCAGCGUCGGUAUCGGAGCCUGACCGGCACUCUAGGCACCGGAAAUACCAUAGGAUCCACGGGCGCAGAAGCCGCUCUAGAAGCCCCCGCGAACAGUUGUCUCGACGACACCGCCAUUCCAGAGAGCGCCGUCGCGAUGAUCGAGACUCACGCGAAUCACCUCAACCUCGACGGCAGCGUCAUGCUGAUUCGCCCUCCCGAGGCUCACCUGGCGCAGAGCGACGAUCCAAGAAACCCCUCUUGUCUCAGAAAGACGCCUUCUCCAAAACGUCCAGCGAGAUUUCUCAUGCCUCCACUCCAGCCUCAGACAAGGAGAGGCCAAAUUUUGCAACCACAGGGCGCUUGGCUGCUGAGACGAACACUGUCCAAACAGGUGAUGGUGCCAUCGUUCUCAAGUACCAUGAACCCCCAGAAGCUAGAAAGCCGGCGGCGAAAGAUGCAUGGAGGUUGUACAUUUUCAAAGGGGAUGAGUUGCUAGAAACGGUGGAGCUGGGUGGACGUAGCUGCUGGUUGAUUGGCAGAGAGAGGUUUAUCGCAGAUUUGCCCAUCGAUCACCCCAGCUGCUCCAAACAGCAUGCUGCUCUUCAGUUCCGAUACGUGGAAAAGCGGAACGAAUAUGGGGACAAGGAUGGACGAGUCAGGCCAUACUUGGUCGAUCUAGAAAGUGCCAAUGGAUCAACCGUCAAUGGCGAUCCUCUACCUCCGGGUAGAUAUAUGGAACUCAUAGAUAAAGAUGUCUUAAAAUUUGGAUUGAGUACGAGGGAAUAUGUCCUCAUGCUGCCGCCAGCAGACUGA
Ophidiomyces ophidiicola is the source of this 954-nucleotide messenger RNA. RefSeq lists its product as uncharacterized. Lineage: Eukaryota; Fungi; Ascomycota; Eurotiomycetes; Onygenales; Onygenaceae. Gene Ontology annotation, molecular function: mRNA binding; protein binding. The transcript has a single exon. Gene Ontology annotation, biological process: maintenance of RNA location; mRNA splicing, via spliceosome. The record is from RefSeq and is a predicted model, not a curated record. Gene Ontology annotation, cellular component: nucleus. Bases 1 to 954 code for a protein of 317 amino acids.